Gongylonema pulchrum is the source of this 279-nucleotide messenger RNA. The record is from the annotation of a GenBank genome assembly. NCBI's taxonomy places the organism in Eukaryota, Metazoa, Nematoda, Chromadorea, Rhabditida, Gongylonematidae.
AUGGAUCAGAGCUGUGGCCAAGUGACGCUUCUGGCGCAAACUGCCUGUCCAAAGCAGUUUUCGUUCGAUGGCGUCUAUUAUAUGGAUGCCACUGCCGAGCAAAUCUAUAACGAUAUUGUUUAUCCACUUGUUGAAGUGAGUGCACAUAUUACUGCAGUAAUUUCAUUUGCCUUUCUGGCAUCAGAAACAAAAAUCAUGGCAGUACUUAUAUGUGACAAAAGUUUUGAAUGUCUGAAUUUUAUAUUAUCUUUUUUCUUUAUAUUAUUAAUCCAAAAAUAA